GCGGCUUAGUGUGCGACCGCGAUUUCUCGAGUGCGCUUAAGAACGGUUUGUAGAUUCGAUAGUAGAAAUCAAAUUAAUUCAGGCACAACAAGUGCGCACAAACAAUAACAAAAAAAAACAUAAUAAUAAUCAAUUUUAUCAGCGGCUUAAGUGAACUUUCAUUGUUCAACUUUUCGUUUUAUUUUGUGAGAUUUCCAGUUCUUUUUUAUUGACAGUGUGUUGUGUGCGUGUGUGUACGCGUUUUAGAAGACAUAAAUUCUAUGUGCUUGCCAUUAGGUUGGUGAACAAAAUGCAUUCAACUGCAAGUAGCUGCCCAUUCGGCAAUACCCUGAAAUUGUUUAUGAUUUUCUUUUUAUGUGCGCUGCAUAACAACUUAGGCGAAGCGCGUCCGCAAAGUGCAGAACAGGAAAAAAUAGCGGUCGUAAAGAAAUGCGGUUAUGAGAGCUGCCCCAAAACCAAACCCAAUAUGUUGAAUGUUCAUCUUGUGCCACAUACCCACGAUGAUGUGGGUUGGCUUAAGACCGUCGAUCAAUAUUAUUAUGGCAGUAAAACACUUAUACAAAAAGCCGGCGUGCAAUAUAUUUUGGACUCGGUAGUGCAGGAACUGCUACGGGAUCCCGAAAAGCGUUUCAUCUAUGUUGAAUCGGCAUUCUUCUUCAAAUGGUGGCGCGAACAAGAACCCGAACUGCAGGAGCAAGUGAAAAUGCUGGUGAAUGAGGGUCGCCUAGAGUUUAUCGGUGGCGCCUGGAGUAUGAAUGAUGAGGCGACAGCGCAUUAUCAGAGUAUUGUCGAUCAAUUUACCUGGGGUUUGCGGCGUCUUAAUGACACCUUUGGUGAGUGUGCGCGACCACGCAUCGGCUGGCAGAUCGAUCCGUUUGGGCAUUCACGUGAAAUGGCUUCAAUGUUUGCGCAAAUGGGUUUCGAUGGUCUCUUCUUCGGACGUCUCGAUUAUCAGGACAAAAUGGAGCGUUUGACAACCAAAACAGCGGAGAUGAUAUGGCGCGCUUCGGCUAACUUGGACGAUUCCUCUAAUCUGUUCACUGGUGCCUUAUAUAACCAAUAUCAACCACCACCCGGCUUUUGUUUCGACAUCCUCUGCGCUGAUGAACCGAUAAUCGACGCCAAGCACAGUCCAGAUAAUAAUGUUAAGCGCCGCGUCGAUGAAUUCAUCGCAAUUUCACGCAAUAUGUCCAAGGGCUAUCGCACCGAUAAUAUACUCGUUACAAUGGGUGAAGAUUUUCACUAUCAAGAUGCGAAUGUCUGGUUCAAGAACCUCGAUAAGUUGAUCAAAUACACAAAUGAACGGCAAGUAAAUGGUUCCAAUGUAAAUCUUCUCUAUUCAACACCCUCCUGUUAUCUGAAGUCUCUGCACGAUGCCGGUAUAAGCUGGCCAACAAAAGAUGAUGAUUUCUUCCCAUACGCCUCAGAUCCUCACGCCUAUUGGACGGGUUACUUCACCUCUCGUCCCACCCUAAAACGUUACGAACGCGUUGGCAAUCACUUUCUUCAAGUUUGUAAGCAGCUUACCGCCAUGGCGCCAAAUACCGCUGGCCAAUUUAAUCCACAUCUCUCAUUCAUGCGUGAAGCAAUGGGUGUCAUGCAACACCACGAUGCAGUUACCGGCACCGAAAAGCAAGCUGUUGCUGCCGACUAUGCGCGCCAUCUGGAAGUAGCAAUACGCGCUUGCGCAACUAACACAAAGGAAGUCUUAAAUCAGCUGACUGUGGACACAGCGUUUUCCGAAAGUGCUACAGAGUCUGGAACACGACAACGCCGAUGGGCUACUGGUCCGAAAAAGGAAUAUACGUUCACAUUUGAAACGUGCACACUACUCAACAUCAGCUCGUGUGCAGUACCCGAGCAGGCUGACAAAUUUGUUUUGACUCUGUACAAUCCAUUGGCUCAAACGGUUUCUGAUUUCGUGCGUAUACCGGUACCGGACGUGGAUUAUGAGGUUAAAGAUUUCGAUGACGUGACAAUGGAGACGCAGUUCUUGCCCAUCCCUGCACCAGUUCAAGAUCUCAAUUUCCGAAAAUCUGGCGCACUUUAUGAACUUGUUUUUCUUGCAAGCUCACUGCCACCACUGGGAUAUAAAUCUUAUUAUAUAACAAAAACAAAUGGUAAUCGUAUGAAACCUGUGCCAGAUCCUGUAAACAAGUCGAGUUUCACAAGCAUAGGAAAUGAGUAUAUCCGACUCAACUUCGACACAAACGGAUUUCUAGUAACUGUCACAGCUGACAGCAUGACACGCAUAGUCAAUCAAGAAUUUGUGUAUUACGAAGCCGCCAUAGGCAACAAUCGCGAAUUCCGUAAUCGCUCUUCGGGCGCAUAUAUUUUCCGUCCCGCCCACGAUCAAGUCCGUUCGAUUUCACUACAACCGAAACUCAAAAUCUACCGUGGUAAUCUAGUGGAGGAGGUGCAUCAGUCAUUCAAUGAGUGGGUAAGUCAAGUGGUACGUGUCUAUCGACAACAGCACCAUGCCGAAUUUGAAUGGCUCGUUGGGCCAAUUCCAGUGGACGAUGGAAAAGGCAAAGAGAUUGUUAGUCGCUUUAACUCGGAUAUAGAUUCAGCUGGUAUCUUCUACACUGAUUCUAACGGUCGUGAAAUGCUUAAGCGUAAGCGAGAUCAUCGUGAUACCUGGAAGGUGAAAUUAUUGGAGCACACCGCUGGCAACUAUUAUCCCAUCACCACGAAGAUUGCUUUGGAGGAUGAUAAUGCACGCAUGGCCAUACUAACGGAUCGCGCACAAGGUGGCAGCUCUAUGGGUGCUGGCUCUUUGGAAUUGAUGGUUCAUCGACGUUUACUGCAUGACGAUGCCUUUGGUGUUGACGAGGCCUUGAAUGAAACCGCAUACGGAGAGGGUUUAAUAGCGCGCGGAAUACACUAUUUAAUUGUGGGUUCAUCAAAGAAACAGCAAAGUCCAACAACACAGGCAAUUGAACGUUUCACGCAGUUGCGCAAAUUAUUACCAGCCUGGAGUUUCUUUAGUGAUGCUGAGAAAAUAGAUUAUGCUGAUUGGCGUGAGAAUUUCACUAACAUUUUCACCGGCAUAGAAUUGGAGCUACCGAAAAAUAUCCACCUUAUGAGCUUCGAACCGUGGCACGAGAACGAAGUGCUCGUACGCUUCGAACACAUACUUGAAAAAGAUGAAGAUCCCGAAUAUUCAAAGGCCGUACAGUUUAAUGUACAAAGCGUAUUGUCGAGUUUAAAAAUCGCUGAUAUUCGUGAAACUACGCUUGCAGCAAAUGCUUGGCUGGGCGAUAACCAACGCAUGGAAUUCGUACCAGAUGAGCCGGAGGUAGGCUACAAUUCUUAUGGUAUUUACCAAAGGUCACUGCAGCAACAACUUUUGUUGAGAGCCGACAGACCACUACUGGAUGCCAAAUACUACGACCCAGCGAAAAAUUCUAAACGAGAAGAAGACGAUGAACAGCUGGCAUUGCAAACGAACCGUCUAAAACGGGAUUACGAGGAGUCACAGGAACUGAAUCACGUGCGUGCAGAAAAGCUGCGUAAGCUGAAGGUGCAAAGGCAGACUUUAACGAAGGAGUAUACGGACGGCGACGAUCGUUUCGUCAUAGAACUAAGUCCAAUGCAAAUGCGCACAUACAUACUCACCUUGCAGAAAGACAACUGAAGCAAAAUAAACAACGCACAUGAAUAUAGUGAUUUUUGCAGUAAAUAUUUUGAUUAUAUGCUUAUGUAGUUCUACAUAAAAGACCCAAAUCCAAGAAAUUUGAUAUAAAGUAGAGAUUUUUUGUUGCAGUAUGAUAUAAUAGAUUUGAGAUUGAGGCAGUUGCAGGUACUCCAAAUAAAUGGAUAUAUAAUAUAUAUGCAAAA
Molecule: messenger RNA, 3840 nt
Organism: Bactrocera oleae (olive fruit fly)
Lineage: Eukaryota; Metazoa; Arthropoda; Insecta; Diptera; Tephritidae
Gene: LManII
Product: Lysosomal alpha-mannosidase II
Biological process (GO): mannose metabolic process
Cellular component (GO): lysosome
Molecular function (GO): carbohydrate binding; alpha-mannosidase activity
Source: RefSeq, a predicted model, not a curated record